Molecule: messenger RNA, 8865 nt
Organism: Schistosoma margrebowiei
Lineage: Eukaryota; Metazoa; Platyhelminthes; Trematoda; Strigeidida; Schistosomatidae
Source: the annotation of a GenBank genome assembly
GACAUACCAGUACGACCCGCUUUUCAAAUAAUUGCCAUUGUUUAACUGACAUUAGCCUAAUGGCUUUAGACUAGGUUGGAUUUCAUUUUGUCUAUGAAAGACGGAAUUAGUAACGGUGAUUAGUGAGUAGAGAACUGUCUCGUGAUAACGCUUUCCGGGGCCCAUACAUCCAACUAGUAUGAUGAUUAUAUAUAUGCUGUAAUUUUCACGAGUCACAUUAAAAGUCUGUGAUAUGUCUAGCCGAUCGCGUCAAAGGCGCAAGCGUUUUAUCAGUGGGAGCACUUUAGAUGAGACCUCUUCUUGUCGUGCAAAGAAAAUGCUUAUAAGUACUGUACAUCAUUCCAAGUCACAAUGUAAUGAGCAGCAUACUUCUUUACCAUCUUCACCAAAUUCUCCUUUUCUGGAUUCCGCAAAUAUGCUAUUCCACAAUUCUGAUAUCGGCUUGAGCACUUAUGUUAAUCGAAAGGAUAUUCCUGGUGAUCGUUCUGAUCCGGUUGAAGAUGAGAACUCAUUUCCCUCAAGCAUGUUUUCUGAAAAGCUUGUACAGCCCGGACUAAAUCUGGUUCCUGAACCUUCAUCAACAAACGAACAUGAUUCUGUAAGCCACAAAAAUUCCUCUGUUCCUAAUAAAAGUUUAUUAAAUUCCCGUCCGAGUACUAUACUGGAUGCUGAAUCCGAUAUCAACCUAGAUAGAAUGUUGAUUCAGAAUGAAAGAAUGGUUUUAACGCCAACUCCGGUGGCAACAGACGAUCCUGGCAGUUCCGAGGGGGAGUAUGAAAAUGAAAGUCGAGAAUCAACUUUGCAUCAAACUAAUCCUUCAGUUCGUCAUACCGCCUCAAGGAAUAUGACCAGUCAGUCUGGUUUGGUUAGUGUUCCGUCUAACCGAACUUUGGAACUUGUUGAAUCCGAGUCACAGGGAAGUAUAUAUUCCGACUCAGUUAAGGUUUCCGUUUUCGAUACAAUAUCUCAGUCUGCAGAGUGCAAUUCUGCUAGGUCUGGGAACUUGUCAGCACUGAACUCGACUUUAACCAAACCCAGUGGAUUUGUGGAGUCAUCAACGCCGAAUUGUUUCGUUGCACUGGUGAAUUGUAGUCCUCCACUUCAAAUUCUCUCCAGUCAGAAAAUGCAUAAAACUGUUAGUUGUCAUCGGACUACCACUUCUGAACCUCCAGUUUUACCAAAUAUGGAGAAUAUUGAGUAUCAUGAUUCUUCGGGUAGUAAUGGGAUGAUUGUAACGUGUGGUUCUCAUUGCUCUCACAGGAGCACAAAUGAAAGUCCCUAUAAGAAAGAAGCUGAAUCAAUAAAACAAAAUCCCUGUAGUUUCGAAAAUCAACCUCAUAACUUUCAUCCAACAAUAAAUGUGAACGGUUUUUCAAGAGAAGCUCAACAUAAGGUUCUACUGAGGUCAGAGCCACUGUCAUCUUCAGUUUCAAUCAGUAAUAACAAUUUUCUCCCUGAUAAAUUUCAAAUGAUACAAAAGUCUGAUGAUAUCUCUACAUUUCCCUCUGACCACAUUUUCAUCAUAACUAUUCCAAAUUCUUCUGAGGUACCACCUACUUUUGUUAAAAAAUGCAGAGAUUCUGAAAGUGGUUUCUUCGAUACUCCCACGUCUCAUAAUGUAAAUAAUAUCCUAAGUCCAGAAGUCGGUCACAGCUAUCCUCUCCGAUCCCGCCUGCGACAGGCGUCCUUGCGAUUGCAGUGGCAAGCCAUGCAAGUAGCUCCAAAGUCAUUCGGGCAAUUACCUACAGAAGUUGUGUUUCGCAUUAUUCAGUAUUUGAGCGUACAAGAUGUAUUUCGCCUUCAGCGUGUUAACCACCGGUUGAAAUCUAUUAUUGAGCAGUAUCUUCUACUGGUUAAGCGCAUUAAUUUUAGUAAUGGUCUCCCGUUCGCAUUCUUACCAGAUUCAAUCACAGAUAUAGCUCUGAAACGCAUGCUAAGCCGUACGCCAGAAGUCACACAUAUUCUUGGCUUUUAUCCUCGUAAAAUAGCAGAAUCUUAUCCAUCCGACGGACAAUACUCAAACAUAAGUUCUGGUCAUAAUACAUUAACCUACAGUGGGAUUAUCACAGCCUUUCGACUUUGUCCGAAACUCCGCUCAGUUGAACUGAUGGAUGUCGAGUUGAUGAGUGAGUUGGUUCGACAUCUCCCGCGCAUCAAAUUUCACGGCAUGUUUCGAAACCGCCCAGAUUCUUGGGAUUGUGAAUACGCAGUUCCUCUGCCACCCGAACCGAAUGCUGAAACUAUUUCAAUGGAUAGUGACCACGACUCUAUGAUAAGCCUUCCAAAUUCACGUGACGAGUCCCAUGUUGACUCAAAAUCCAAGCCUCUUUUUGGCAGUUUUAUUAGCACGUUAUUUUGUUCCGCGACUGCUGCUUUAGCGGUGGGAAGUAGUCGUGGUAAGCGAAAAAAUGUAGCUCGUUUAAAAUCUAAAAGCCAGACAGGAUGUGGAUGUUCCAUCCAGUCAUUCCAAUCUCUAAAUGCAGCAUUUUCAUUUCCAUUAUGGAAGAAUGAAAACAGUCAAUCACUUACACAGAUGACCGCACAAUCAGUCCAUAAGGUUGCUUUGCGUCAUGCGAAUUUCUCAAAUUGGUUUGAACCUAUCGGUGAGUUGCCUCUUGGCCAAGGUUCACCUUCUACAGUGCCUCACUUUCUUCCAUCUCGGCUGUUCACUGCAUUUAAUGGUGGUCCUAGUUUCCCUCCUGCGCACGAGAAUAUCCCAAAUAAUUCUGUCCCACCUAUGGGGCAGGACUGUUACUCCAGUGCCGUGGAAUCUUUACGCAAUUUAGCUGUUUCACAUUUUCUGCAACCUGGUUUGCCACCCAUUGAAGCUGAGCUAAUUGCUGUGGCUCCCUUUGGCUAUUCUCGAUGUUCUUUACAUGGUGUAGGAUCUGGUCGAAACGGCAUUCGUAAUGCUCAUGGUCCAGUCUUAGCAUUUGCCUUCGGGGCUAUAUUCGUCCCUCCACAAGGAGUUUCGCCGUUCAUUUUGCCAUCCAAUAACGCGUCAAACUGCCGCUUUAUCGAUGCAAGACAAUAUAAUGCCGUCCUAUUGGGAGCUAACUUACUGCGAGGAGCACAAGGACCUCAUCUUGCAUUUGAGCGUAUAUUCAACUUCCCGCAAAAUGUUAAUCAAAAUAAUGUUCCACGUCAAGUUCAGCUGCACGAUCAGGUAGGAGGGCGAAACCAACAAAGACAGCACCCUCAACGUUUUCGUCGACCACGUACAAGCAUAACAAGCUUGAAUGCCUCCGGUCCAUGGUUGGUCUCCCCAUUUCCCAGUCAACUGCAGUGGAUUAUUUUACCUCAUGCUAUUACAAAUCUAACCAAAUUAGAUCUAGUUUCUGUCGCAAUUAGCGCUAUUCCACGACUGGACAAUAUUAAAUAUCUACAUCUUAAAUGGGUUGUAUUCGCUUCAGCUGAUCCAUUCUUCAGUUUUUUGGCACCGAAAUUGCAAUCAUUUGUCAUGAACAACUGUAGUACACCAUCAAGAGUUGUUCGAUUUGUUCGUAUUUUCUCGGCUCUUUCACGGGCUCCUCAGCUUACACGGCUUGAGUUGGUUGGUACACGCUUCAUUGAUGGUCUAAUUGGACACAUAAUUGAUGACAGUAUGUCCCACGGGCGUGGAUUUCGUAAUCUUCAGCGUUUGGUGCUUUCUAGCAACAAAGAUGCAUCUGAAGUAGAUAUUGGAUUGCUUCUGCUGGCUGGUCAACAGUCUUUGAAUCAAGUAGCUCUCCAGAUGCUGCAUACACGAAAUUCAUUAUUUGAAGGUCUUUAUCAUGCCGGUGCUGAAUUUCCACGUCUUGAAAGUCUUACUCUUGGUUAUUUAGAUCCUUACCAGUCACGUUUAACAGUUUCUGAAUUGAUGAGUUUAGGUAUUGGGGAAUCAUCUGAUCAUUUGUCACCUAUUUGUAUGAUAACCGAUUGGGGUAUAGCGCUUGCAUUUUUCAUCUGUCCUCGACUUGUAAAUAUUAUCAUUCGAAAUGCACCAUAUUUAAAUGAUAUAACACGAUGGUUUUCUGCUGGAUUUUGUGAUGAAGAAUCACUACACAUUCGACCGACAAUUGUACCUUCAUCAGCUAGCGAGGAUUCUACUCAACCAGCUGCCGACUGUCAAGAAAAUUCUACACAAACGUGUGUAACAGACAAACCUUCAAAAACCUAUUUCUUACCUCUACGAUCACUAACAUUGGAAAACUGUCCUGGGAUAUCACUUGAAAAUCUUGAACGUGUUUUGAUUAGCGGACAUCCUUUCCCAUGCUUAGAAACUGUCGUCUUAAGAAAUAUGUUUGCGCCUCAAUACGGUGAGAGCAAAGGCUUCAUGAAUACACCGCAUCUUUUUGUUGAUCAACAUGAUCAAUGUGUUACUGGACAAAGUAUAGAUUGGCGUAAACUUGUUCACCUUUUAUGCUUAUCAGAUUUAUUAAGUACUCGUCGACUGGGCUAUUCUCCUUUAUCACCUGAAGACUGUAUUGGCUUAGGUGCAUCCGUUCGAGAAGUAAUUCACAUGAAUCCACCACGUGGUUUUCUACCAGAUUCUUUACGAACAAAACCACAUGAUUUAUUUUGUUCACUUCGAGCUCACACCUACUUGAAUAAUCUGUUGGAAUUAGACGGUUCCUGCGGUUGGUCAGUGUCAGCACCGACCAGAGUGAUUAAAACGUUGUUUUCACAUAACAUACAUAUUCCAGUGUCGGAUGUUCCCGAACGAUAUUCCAGUAAACCGGAUGAUGAUAAUGAUUUUAUGUCUCGUUCCACACAAACAUGCAUUUGCGGUGUAUUAGAAUGGGAUGUUACUCUGAGAAUGUCACAGUCACAAUUGGUUACUGAUCAAAAAAUUGUGAGAAGUAAACUUGUUUCUUCUGACAACUCAAAAAACAAUCAAAAUUGCCUCAAUGUACGUAUUGACACCGAAACUAGUCGAAAUACUGUUCCAAGUACCAGUUCACACUCUGGAAAGACAUUACUCUUACGUUCAACAGUAAAUCAAAAUAACGCUUCUACUCCAAUAGCAUCUCAAUUGCAACUUGGUGGUUCUUUAGCAUUUCAUCCUUUUCCUCCUUCGAUUCAGCAUAAAAAUUUCUAUAGGAUGAUUACUAUGUCAGAAUGGAAUCAAUUGAUUGCCAAGAUGUCCACACCAUUUGGUCUUCCGUGUUGUCCGAUUAUUUACCCUGUGACUGGUUCAAACGAGUGCUCAGGGUGUGCUUCUGAUCCAUUGCUUUUUUCUCAGGGUAUUUCAAACUAUCAAAUAUCUGCUCCUUGUAAAUUAAUCAAACAGUCUAGUCACACUGCUACAAAAUGGUUAGCUCGUGAUGCAUGUAUAGAUACCAGUGAAUUAAGAUGUUUUACAUUGCCAAAACCACAAAUCCUUAAUAUUUUACAACCAUUGAAUGCUAUUCAUAGUUGUUUAACUUCAUUACACUUUGAAAAAGUUGGGAUUUCUCAUAUAAAUUUGUGUGAAUCUCCACAUUUGAAAAAUAUCACUUUAGAAAAUUGCACUGAACUAAAAGCUAUCUUAUUUGACAAUCAUUCUUCAAUAGUUGAUUGUACUAAUCAUCAGAAUAAUGUCAACUGCAAAGCUGUCGAUCGAUUUCCAGCACUUCGACGUAUUCGAAUUAUUAAUUGUCCAAAGUUUGCAAUCUAUAAUUUCCUAUCCAGUGUUGGUAAACUUUACCCUACACACAAUGAAAAUAUAUCUAUUACAUACAGGCAAGUAUUUUUUUUUCCCAUCAAAUUAUUUAUAGUAUACCAUCUGAACAUUUGCUUUAUAUAAUAAAAUCAUUGUUACAUCAAAAAUGGGCACUUCUAGGAGCGUUUUGCAUUCUGGCUCAUCAGUUUUAAAUUUAGACGCUCUUCUUGUGGCCUGAACGUCCCCGGGUUCCAUGCACGGAAAGAUCUUAGAUUUCCACUGCUGAGUCUCAUACUAGGACGAAAUGACUGUUUGGUACUUCUUGAUUUUCAGUGGUUUCCUAAGACCAGUCUGUGAUGUAAACUAUGGAACUUCAAUAAUCUGCACAAAUCUAUUGUAAUCUAAAAAAUAUUGAUAAAGGCAGAUAAUAUUAAAGGAGCGAAUGUUAAUAAUGAAGGAAAGUGUAGGAUGUAAGCUGAAGCUAAUGUCGCGAUAGCAUUUUUACCAGCUUAAAUUUUAUGAUAUCCCUGUCUUGUCCUCUUUGUUUUUAAAAUGCUUAACUGAUUUCGUUAUUCUUACGUUCGAAAUAACACAAUUAUUAUUAUUAAGUGGUCUACUCACAAAUAUUCACCUGUAUAUUUUAAUGAAAUCAGUGUAUUUGUUAAAUGUUUAGGUGAUUAUAAUGUUCAUUCAUUCCACUAUUGCUUUGUUAAUGAUUUCAUCAAUUUUUCAACAAUGAUUCGAAUAAAUUCCUCUUAAAUCAUAUGUUCACUGCAUAUUGUACUUAUUUGCCAUCUUUUCAAUCAAAUCCAUAAAUAAACAUCUAUAUUCCGUCCUCACACUUGACAGUGAGUAUCUAUAUACUUGGGUUCUUUUUCCUUUCAAUUUCAUUACAGUCGUAGAUUUUUCCGCAUAAGGUGUUGUCACUAGUUGUUUGGGUAAAAUGGGCAAAACCGUAUUAGUUUAGCACUCUAAUGCUGACAAUAUGAUCGCAGCACUUUAAUGUCAGUUGUUGUUUCCAUUUAGUACUAAUAUGGUAUGACGAAACGUAGUUAGUAUUUAAUUCGUGUACAUAUUUUAUCAACAAAUCGUGUUGAUACAAAAUAGAUCAUAAAAGUCGAGUAUGGAUUGGAUUUUGGAUGCGUAUAUAUCCCAGACUUGCUAAUAUUAGACGGCAGGUAGACAACAAUAGAUGCAGCGAAUACUCAGAGCAUUCAGUUUCGGGGAGAAAACCUAUUUGAAAGUGUAAUAAGGUAGUGACCCAGUUUUUAUAAAUCAUGGAAGAAAAUCCAAAAAGUGGAUGGACACAUGUAUCGUUUAUGCAUAUAUUUGCAUAAAAAGUGGUCAAGGUUAAGGGAUAGUAAUUGAUAUAAAAGCAAAAUAACUUAUAGCGUUAAGAAUAGUUUACCUGGCCGAAAGCUAGAAUAAAUCACUUAAACACGUUAUGAACUAAUACUCCAUCACCAUUGGUCAAUUUGUGAUGUAAGACGAAACAGUAGCUACUGUCAACGUUUAUAAACACCUUCAAAUAAUCAACUUUUGUGUUAAUCGGUUGUGUCUUGAUUAAAAUUCUUGUUUUAUUUUGACCCUGUUAUUUUUUGGUUAAAAAUUAACCUUUUUUAUAGACCAUUUGGACAAUAUAAUACUCAGGUAGAACGAGCAUUAUGGGAUUAUUGUCAGCAUGCGCACAUACUUAUUUCACAUGACUACAAAGUUUGGGAAAGUGAACGUGCCAUGGAAGACUUUCAUUCCACGUUUGAUCAGUUGUUCAGAGAAGUGAUCAAUUUCUCUGAUAUGGUUAUUCGUCGGGACCUCCUUCCUGUGUAUCCUCAGCCCAUGGAAUAUACACAAAAUUCAUUUUAUAAACGCUGUGAACUUGGUUGUGAGUGGGAUUUUGUUACAGAUAUACCAUGGGUUCAUGAAGUAUGUUGUUCUCUUCUUAAAAAUAAUGAACUACAUCGGUCUGAUCAAGCUGAUCAACUUUAUGAAUUAUUGUCGGAAUAUCAAGCAGCUUCGGAAAAUUUGAAAAUUCAACGACAUGGUAUACAUUAUCAUGUGCAAUUUCGAAAUGUUCAUUCACACAUUGAUGUGUGUAAUAACGAUUCAUCAAGUAUGGUAGACAACGAUAACUUAAAUUAUUUUUCACAGCGUAAACCUACUUCUUAUAUUAGCUGGCCAUAUUCUGAAAAUAAUCUACUUUCUACCUAUCCUUCUGAUGAUGUCAAUACAAUGAAAAAUAUCUUAAAAGAAUACCACCCAUCGUUUGUUCAGAAUAUGUCUUCAGGCAAUCGUUCACAAGCAACAAUAAUUAAACAUGAUAAUAAUAUUGAAUUUUUACCUUGGAAACGUUUAUUACUAUCACAAGAAGAAAUAUUCGAUGCUGAAUUUGUGAAUCUUGACAAAUCAUCAAGCUUAUCAUCAUUCCCUAAUAAUAUUAAACCUUUAUCUAAACAAAAUUCUUUAUCCCAUUUGUCAAAUGUCAUGAAUAAAUCACUUUCAGCGUCUGAUAAUCGUUCAAAAAAAUUUACUUUCUCUUCCACUUCGAAUUUUUCCUCCUCCUCCUCCACGUCCCGACAACAACAAUCGUCAUCCAUAUCUUCUCCAGUAUCAACUACUAUAUGUGAUCAUUCUACUUUAAUUUCUUCCUCUCGUAAACGUUCACUUCCUCCAACUAAAUUAUUUUCGAAUCCUUGUAAAAAGUUUAAGUUAAAACAGUGAUUAUCUCAUUUCAUUUAAUGGUUCGUAUGUAUGUAUGUAUGUUUGUUUGUUUCUCUGUUUUUUAUGCUUGUGCGUAGACGCAUGUAUGACCUUACCUGUUUCUAACCACUCAUUUCCUUUCUGAUUCACUCUCUCUUUACUUAAUUAUUUGUCCUAUUUCUUAUUACACCUAUAUCUUGUAAUCUUUUCUUAUUAAAACUCUUUGUUAUCAGUCCUCUGCUCCUUAACAAACAAACACAUAAAAUUGUAUACAGUUUUUGAGUUCUCUUUCUUAUCAUAUAUAUAAUACCUUUUGCCACACACAUUCAUGCACAUUCUCUUUUUAUUUGAUGACCGUCCCGCUCCGCCUCUUGACAUAAUCAUCACGUUUAAAAUAUGUUGUACAUUAAUGGAUAAUAGUAAUAUUGUUCUUAUUAUUACUGUUACUAUUAUUAUUAUUAUUAAUCUCAGCCACAAUAAUAAGCUACUUGUUUAUCAAUCCGAUUUAUAUUGGACCAAAUAUAUUUUCAAAUCAUUAUAUAUAC